ACCGGAUGUUUCCUUUCAAGAAAGGUUUCGCCUGGACAAACCAACGUUCAGAGAACUUUGUGGAGACCUAAGGGCUCGUACAAAUCUGCGUGGUACAAAUGCCAUUCCCAUUGAAGUUAAGAUAUUAUGUGCCCUAAGUUUUCUGGCUACAGGGUCCUACCAGAGAAUUGUUGGUGUCACCCAGCAUCUGCCACAGCGCACAGCCAGUAGAUGCAUCCGGCAAGUUGUUGAGGCACUGAACCACCCCAGUAUCACAAACAAGUGGAUAGUGUUCCCGCUAACACGACAAGAAAGAGUGAAAAUAAAACAAGAAUUCCAAAUGAAGUUUCGUUUGCCUGGAGUCAUUGGCUGUAUUGACUGCACUCAUGUGGCCAUUGUAAAGCCAAGUCAUGAGGAACACCUUUUUUUUAACAGAAAAGGGUAUCAUUCUUUAAAUGUACAAAUGAUCUGUGACAGCAAUUUAAAAAUAAUGAAUGUAAAUUCAAAGUUUGGUGGAGCAACACAUGACUCGCACAUAUGGGCUGCAGGUCAAGCAGAACCAUACAUGCGUGAAUUGCAUAGAAAUGGAGAACAAGUUUGGCUAUUAGGUGACUCCGGAUAUGCCCAGAGAGCCUGGCUCAUGACGCCUAUACUCAAUGCUGCAGAAGGUUCGCGAGAAGCGGAAUACACAAGGCGGCACAUCCAAGCGAGAAAUUGCAUAGAAAGAUGCUUUGGUGUCCUUAAAUCACGGUGGAGAUGUUUACUACGUGAUAGAACGCUCCAUUAUCACCCUUAUGUCGCCAGCAGAAUCACAACUGCAUGUGCUGUACUGCACAAUAUUGCAUUACAUGCCCGCAUGCCCGAACCUGACGAGCUUCCACCAGCCAACGAUGAUGAUUUUGUGCAAAUAAACAAUAUUCAAAAUCAUAAUGAUUUAAUCCAGGGCAGAGCCAUGCUAAAUAUUUUAGUUAAUAGAUUGUAGUUUGUUAAACAUUAUGACAGUUUGGUUUUUAUGUAAUUAGUUAGGUUAAUUGGUAAUAAUAUAAUUAGGUUAGAUAAGUAAAAACUAGGAUAAUAUCUGGAUAUUCUGUUUAAUCAUAUUUUUGAAAUACUAAAUAAACACUGAUCCAUCAUACAAUAAAGUCUUUCAAAUAAUCAACCUUAAUAAAAUAAAUGUUAUUUUGAUGAAAUACUGAUAAAUACUAGGGUUUUCACAUAACCAUGCAAAAAAACAAGUCAUAUUCAGUGUUCUAAUCAACAUUAUCCACAGAAAAUCUAACGAUAGUCUUUAUGUUUAUUAUUAAAACUUCUAUCACACAUAUUAAUUAAAACAUAAAAUAAAUCAAACAAAACAUUAAUUAUUAUUAAAACUUCUAUCACACAUAUUAAUUAAAACAUAAAAUA
Messenger RNA from Plutella xylostella (diamondback moth), 1383 nucleotides. Its product is annotated as putative nuclease HARBI1. The record is from RefSeq and is a predicted model, not a curated record. NCBI's taxonomy places the organism in Eukaryota, Metazoa, Arthropoda, Insecta, Lepidoptera, Plutellidae.